AGAAAAGGAGGAACCGCUCUUUGGUCAAGUUAAACAUGGCUGCCUUCUUGAGCAGGACAGUUGUGCUCGGUUAACACCUAAAAGCUGCAGUGUUAGUCCCUCCGCCACCACAAUCCACAUGUACUGAAGUCCACUACGACGAGCAGAAGAGUUUGACUAGCCAUAGGUUGUUUGGGUUUUCUGGGAGGUUAAAGACAAUGUUAUCAAGGUAGUGGAGGAGGUCCAGGAGCCGCAGCAGCAGCAUGGAGGCGCAGUUCUCCGCAGACGGGGAUGAUACUCCCCAUGCCAUCGACAUGACCACCAGCGAGAAGGUGGUGGAUCUUCUGAAUCAGGCCGCUCUGAUACCCACAGAUGAAAAACUAACGGUUCUCAAACAGGUCCAAGAGCUUAUCAUCAACAAAGAUCCCUCGCUACUUGACAAUUUCUUGGAUGAAAUGAUAGCCUUUCAGACAGACAAGUCUGUGGAGGUGAAAAAGUUUGUCAUUGGUUUCAUAGAGGAAGCAUGUAAAAGGGAUAAUGAGCUGCUUCUCAGACUGAUUGCCAACCUGAACAUGUUGCUGAAGGAUGAAAGCGUUAACGUGGUGAAGAAAGCCAUCCUCACGCUCACUCAGCUUUACAAAGUUACUCUACAGUGGUUGGUGCGCUCCAAAGUGGUAUCAGAGAUGCAGGAGGCAUGCUGGGAUAUGGUGACCCAGAUGAAAGGGGAUGUUCUGGCCUUGUUGGACUCUGAAAAUGAUGGCGUGCGCACUCAUGCCAUCAAGUUCACAGAGUCGCUCAUCAUCACUCUGUCACCACGGACACAAGACUCUGAUAUCCCCAAGAGACAAGAGGGGGACAUCAGCUUGGACAAAAUACCCAAAGAUCACACCUACAUCCGCUAUGAUGUUCUGUGUGAGGAGGGAAAGGCUGCACUGGAAAAGCUGCUGAAGUUCAUGGUCCACCCAGCCAUUUCUAGCAUCAACCUCACCACAGCACUGGGCUCCUUGGCCACCAUCGCCCGGCAGAGGCCCAUGUUCAUGUCAGAGGUGGUGCAGGCGUAUGAGACGCUGCAUGCAAACCUGCCUCCCACCCUGGCCAAGUCCCAGGUCAGCAGCGUGCGAAAGAAUCUGAAGCUGCACCUGGUGGCGGUUCUCAAGCACCCCUGCAGCCUGGAGUUCCAGGGUCAAAUCAGCACCCUGCUUCUGGACUUGGGGAUGCCCCAGACUGAGAUAACCCGCUCUACACCAGCGCCGCGUGAGCAGCGCAAAAGACCUCGCCACGAACAGUACACAGAGGGCAAAAAGCUCAAGAUGGAGCCCACCCUGAUGGAAGAUGACGAAGACAAAGAGGAGCCAGCUCCACUUUCAGUCACUAAGCCAUCGGCUGUGCCGGUAGCACAGUCCGCUAUUGACCUCACAGCGGAGUUCCUGCACCCACUGCUCACCCCUGAGAAUGUGGCCAACCUGGUGCUAAUCAGCAUGGUGUAUCUGCCAGACGCCAUGCCAGCAUCUUUCCAGGCCACAUACACACCGGUGGAGUCGGCGGGCACUGAUGCCCAAAUCAAACAUUUGGCCAGGCUGAUGGCCACACAGAUGACAGCUGCUGGGAUUGGUCCAGGGCUUGAGCAGUGCAGAGCUCGAGAAGAAGACGCCGGCAAAGAGGAAGGCAUCGAUGAGGACUCUGGCGCCAAGGACCUGCUCAUCAAGCGCAAAGUGCCAGCAGUGAUGCUGGGCCAGGCGAUCUCUGUGGUAGGAGGUUAUACAGAGAAGGCUCAGCCUGUCGAGGCUGCUCCGCUUGUCAAGAGGCUCCCUGAGCCCAUUCUCCCCUCCACACAAACCAAAAUGGCGGGGACAAGUGGGAGGAAAAAAGUGUUUCGUUUGCCAGAUGUCAUCCAGCCUUUGUCAGACAACCAGAUUGAAAAGUUAACCUCUCUGGCAGUCAAACGCAUCCUGCGUUCAGAGAAGGCUAUUGCCCAGAGCGGCAUGUCACAUGUCCGUGUUAAACUCCUGUCCCGGCUGGUGACGCAGUUUGAGGGGAUGAUGAAAGAGGACGUGCUGGAUUUCAUUCUGGAGGACAUAAGGACGAGGAGCGACCUGGCGUUUGCUCUCCUCUACCAGGAGUAUAACACCUACCUCAGCCAGCUGCCCACGGGGCUGCUGGACAACUACGAGCACUGUCUCUACACGCUGCUGUCGGGCCUGCAGGAGAAGCCGGAGCAGAGGGAUGGGCUUUUCACGAAGCUGGUACUGGAGGCUCCCAUAAUCACAGAAUCAGCGUUGGAAGUAAUACGACGUUACUGUGAGGAUGAGUCUCGCGUGUAUUUGGGCAUGACUACUCUGAAGGAACUUAUCAUCAAACGUCCCUCAAGGCAGUUUCAGUAUCUCCAUGUGCUGCUGGACCUUAGCUCGCACGAAAAAGAGAAGGUGCGCACCACUGCCUUGGCUUUUCUGAAGCGUAUGUACGAGAAGGACCAGCUCAGGGACUACAUCGAGAAGUUUGCCCUCAACUACAUGCAGCUUCUGGUCCAUCCCAACCCACCGUCUCUGCUGUUUGGCGCCGACAAAGACACAGAGGUGGCUGCUCCCUGGACUGAGGAGACAGUGCGACAGUGUCUGUUCCUCUACCUGUCUCUCCUGCCUCUGAACCACCGGCUGGUACACGAGCUGGCGUCUGUCUACACUGAGGCCAUCGCUGACAUCAAACGCAGCGUGCUUCGAGUCAUAGAGCAGCCUAUUCGUGGGAUGGGCAUGAACUCUCCUGACUUGCUACUUUUGGUUGAAAACUGCCCUAAAGGCGCAGAGACUUUAGUCACUCGCUGCCUGCACAUUCUGACAGAUAAAGUGCCUCCAUCUCCAGAGCUGGUGGAGAGAGUGCGAGACCUUUACCACAAACGAGUGCCAGAUGUUCGUUUCCUAAUCCCUGUCAUAAAUGGGCUAGAAAAGAAAGAGGUCAUCCUGGCUCUCCCCAAGCUGAUCAAGCUCAAUCCUAUAGUAGUGAAGGAGGUGUUCAACCGCCUCCUGGGCACUCAGCACAGUGAGGGAAGUUCAUCAGUCUCCCCUCUCACCCCAGGAGAGCUGCUCAUUGCUUUACACAACAUAGACUCAACCAAAUGUGACAUGAAGUCAAUUAUUAAAGCUACCAACCUGUGCUUUGCGGAGAAGAACGUGUACACAUCGGAGGUGCUGGCAGUGGUCAUGCAGCAGCUGAUGGAGCAGAGUCCGCUCCCCAUGCUGCUGAUGCGAACCGUCAUCCAGUCCCUCACCAUGUAUCCCCGUCUGGGAGGCUUCGUCAUGAACAUCCUGUCCCGCCUCAUCGUCAAACAGGUGUGGAAGUAUCCCAAGGUGUGGGAGGGGUUUGUCAAGUGCUGCCAGAGAACCAAGCCUCAGUCGUACAGCGUGCUGCUGCAGCUGCCGCCCGCUCAGCUGACCAGCGUGUUUGAACGCUGCCCGGAGAUGAGGGAGCCUCUCCUGCAGCAUGUCCACUCCUUCACGCCUCAUCAGCAAGCCCACAUACCUGCCUCCAUCAUGUCAGUGCUGGAAGCCAAUAAAAAACCAGAGCCGAAGCCUGUGGAGCCUGUCGUGGAGAGAGAGCCUGAACCAGUAGCCACAUCAGCUGCCCCUGCUGUUGCAGAGACUCCUCCUGUGACAGCUGUGACACUGAAAGAGACGGAGCUGCCAGUCCAACAGCAGCCAGCCAGCAUGACGGAGGAGGAGGAGCUCAUGGAGCAAGAGGAAUCUGAACCAGUGAGACAGGAGGAAACUGUUCACGCUGUUUCUGAGGUGGAGUUAUCAAGAGCGGAGAAGACUCCGUCACCUCAGGCAGAAACAACCGAGGAACCAAUGGAAGCAUCUCAGCCUGAAACUUCAGACGUCAAGGAGCCAGAAAAAGAUGUUCCCGAGGACAACAUGGCAGAGCCUGAUGCUGGAAGCGGCAGUGAAAAUGCUGAAUGACUCUGCUCAAGACGAAAGCACUCAAAAUAAAUGAACAGUUAUUACUCUGCAGACACCACACACGUUUUACAAAGUUUCUUGUCAAGCUAACUGCUCUGUGUUGUUUUUGUAUUUGUAGAAAAUAAUAGGUUAAUGUAUUUUGGAAAAAAAGGAACGUAAAAUUGUGUGUGAAAGCAUUACAUAUGCCUUCACGUCAUUAAGCCGGCAAAUCAAUAAACUAAACAGCUUUAUUGUCUUGUUUAA
Messenger RNA from Myripristis murdjan (pinecone soldierfish), 4172 nucleotides. RefSeq names its product symplekin (gene sympk). Gene Ontology annotation, cellular component: mRNA cleavage and polyadenylation specificity factor complex. The transcript has 27 exons. The coding region runs from base 243 to 3929 and encodes 1228 amino acids. NCBI's taxonomy places the organism in Eukaryota, Metazoa, Chordata, Actinopteri, Holocentriformes, Holocentridae. The record is from RefSeq and is a predicted model, not a curated record.